CAACUUUUAGCUCAUUGGUGUCAUAUAGAAAGGAGUGUAAUGCUGGUACAUUUUUCUAAUGUUCAUUUGUAAAUGACAGAAGUAUUUUUUGUUAAUACCUUGUAACCAGGACUCCCCAUUAACCUGUCAGGAAAACUAGCCUUCCCCUUUCACCUUUUGUACUUUUACUACUGUAAAAUCUAGGUGGUUCUUGUUUCCCUCUGGGGCCUGUUUCACCCUUUGACCCUGGCAUCCCACGAAGCCCGGGAACCCCAGGAAGUCUGUGGUCACCCAUGUUUUAGAUGUAUCUGUAUUAGGUUUGGGUCCUCUGAGCUAUAUGUCUAUCUGGUAAAAGGUAUGCUGGACUGAUGGUUAUGCCCAAAAAUCUGGGUGAAAAAAGAGGGGGGGAUCUGUGGAAAGUCACUUCAUGGGGCAAUCUGAUCCUGAAUUCCUAACUGGGCAGGUCAUGCCCAGCGGUCUCCCUGGUGCAUAACUUCUUUAGCAAAAGGCUUAUCUUGGCCUUAAGCAAGCCCGGUCUCUUGUUUCUCGGUAUCCUGUUAACACCUGUGCUGUGUCUUUAAGAAGAUCCUGUGUCUGUCCUUCCUGCCACUGACGUCAGGAUAGGGGAGGGCUGAGGAGGAGAUGUGCUUUCCUUUUCUCUGAAAUGGGAGGAGAUUGAAACCGAGUGGCCUGGCCGCGAUGGAAACAGAGCAGUCUGGGACAGGAAGACCCUGAGUAAAGGUGGAGGCUGACAUGGGAAGGUCUGGGAGGAGCCUGUGGCCGAGGGAGGGGCAAACGAGGGCUCAUCUCUCUGGCAACACUGACAUCCUGUCUUGCAAAUGGGCUUGGGCAUUUUCGUCUGCAGUGUGGAGGGUCUGCCCUGCGUCUGUCCCUAGGCUGUGGCACAGGGCCCUGCAGAGGUUCGGGGCCACUGUUGCCGUCGGUGUGACCAUCUUCGUGCUCUUCAUUGUCACCAUCAUCGCCUGCUUCACCUGUUCCUGCUGCUGUUUGUACAAGAUGUGCUGCCGGCCUCGCCCGGUCGUGACCACCACCACGUCCACCACCGUGGUGCACGCCCCCUACCCUCAGCCUCCCAGUGUGCCGCCCACCUACCCGGGGCCGUCGUACCAGGGCUACCACCCCAUCGCCCCCCAGCCGGGGAUGGCGCCAGCACCCUACCCGACGCAGUACCCGCCGCCCUACCCGGCCCAGCCCACGGGCCCACCAGCCUACCAUGAGACACUGGCUGGAGGCGCAGCCACACCCUACCCCCCCAGCCAGCCUCCUUACAACCCUGCGUACAUGGACCCCCCAAAGGCCGCCUACUGAGCACACACCCGCGUCUCCGGUUGCCACUUGACUCGUCGUGUGUGCGUGUGUGUGCAUGAGAACGGCUCUGAAGGCCCAGACCUUUUCUCACCGUGCAGAUGUGUGUGUGGCGUGUUUGUGUACCCGUGAUGCCGACAAGGUGGGGACGACCCUGCCAGAGUUGCUGGGACCGUACUUUCGUUUUCUUCCUCACUUCAAAUGAAGCCUCCUUGAAAUCUCAAACAAAAUUCAAAGAAUGGGGUGGGAGUUCAUUGCCAGGCCACCCCAGGGAGACCAGGCGGGACUGGCCCUGCCAGGGCGGCACAGUUCUCGGAGGAUAGACGCACCAGUGCCCUGGCUUCAGCGGAACAGCCGGCGUCGGCUUGUCCCCAGGGUGUGUGUCCCUUUGAAGAACCAGAGCUCGGAUGCAGGGAAGCGGGCGAGGCCCUGGACUCAGCUGAGCUGGGUUUCGACCCCCUGAGCCUGUGUUGUGUGCACCCAGUGGGAGGCGGGCAGCCUUUGGAUGUCAAGAUGCCCCACCCACCCGCCAGCCGUGUGCCUGGACUAUUCCUGCAGCCUCCCUGGGACCACCUGGAGGGUCACAUCAGGUGGCUCUGCACCCCCCCCAGCAGGUGGCAGGGUGGCCUCUGUCCACCUACACACUCAGGUGUCCUCCCUGCAGUGUUUUUGUUUUACUUUCAGCCAAACAUGUUGCCUGUUUUCUCUUUUAAAGUGUGUGAGGUCGUUGCUCUGAGGCCGAAGCCCGGGGUCCUGGAGGGAGGUCGGCGCACAGGGAGGGGCCGCCCGACCCUGACAGUCCCUGCCUCCCUCACGCCAGCCUUGGCGCAGCCAGCUCUGUGCUCCUGUGUGUUGUGUCCUCACCCGACUCAGAGGUGGCGGGGGCCCCAGUGGCUGCUGGCCCAGACUCGAAUACAUCGGUGCUCCUCCGUCCCCGUUGCUGUCUCGGCUCUGUGCCCCUUGGUGUGUGUCUGAGUCCCGGGUCUGUGCCUCUGUUUACAAUAAACUCGGACUUGGAGCCACA
Artibeus jamaicensis (Jamaican fruit-eating bat) is the source of this 2329-nucleotide messenger RNA. RefSeq names its product shisa family member 5 (gene SHISA5). Lineage: Eukaryota; Metazoa; Chordata; Mammalia; Chiroptera; Phyllostomidae. The transcript has 5 exons. Gene Ontology annotation, cellular component: endoplasmic reticulum. Gene Ontology annotation, biological process: positive regulation of canonical NF-kappaB signal transduction. The coding region runs from base 733 to 1308 and encodes 191 amino acids. The record is from RefSeq and is a predicted model, not a curated record.